UCGUCCGACAGCAAGCUCUGUUGAUUUGGGGUGUCUGCCUUUGCCGAGUGUUAGGUGUGUGUAGGCGGUUUUUCGGAUCGCAGCGUCCAAAUACAUCAAAAAGAAGCGAAGCGUGAAACCCGCGGCUCGCCGUCUGGCUGUGCGGCAGCGUGUUGCGACCGCAAGUGGCCGGGCACCACCUGCGACAAUCGAAGAGGGGCUCCGGCGACGACAAAGGCGCCGAUGAACGUCGCGGACGGACCAUCAUGCGAGAACCGCGAGCCUCUUCGAGGUGGACAUGCCUAGCGUCGGCGGUGCUGUUCGCCGGACAGUAGUGCUUGUGCCAAGUGGCUAUGAGUCCCCGUGGGGCUUCGGGAGAACCACGCAGCCUUCCCGUUGUUUACAGUGCACGCUCGCGUAGCAGACGAAGGGAACCUGACGACGACUUCUACUGACAGGAACCGGACGACUGCGACAGUAGGGGCAGUGUAUUUCCCCGAAACGUCUCUCAAAGAUGGAGAACAUACCAGAUCCGGAGAGGCUCCGGAGGCUCCAGGAGCUGGAGCGCAAGCUCCUGGACCACACAUCGGAGAUACAUGUCGAUGGCCUCCUGGAUGCUGUCCAGGCUCUGGUUAUGGACUGCAACAGUCCGGCCCUCCGGAGGAUGAAGAACAUUGACAGCUUCCUCAAUCGAUACGAGAAGGCGGUGGCAAAUGUAUCAUCAUGCCGAAUGAAGCCAGACGACUUCAAGGUCAUCAAGACCAUUGGCAGGGGCGCCUUCGGAGAGGUCCAACUGGUACGCCAUAAGUGGACCAAGCGGGUGUAUGCCAUGAAGCUGCUGAGCAAGUUUGAGAUGAUGAAGCGUUCGGACUCUGCCUUCUUCUGGGAGGAGCGCUUCAUCAUGGCACAUGCCCGCUCCCAAUGGAUCGUUCAGCUGCACCAGGCCUUCCAGGACGACCGGCGUCUCUACAUGGUGAUGGACUACAUGCCCGGUGGAGAUCUGGUCAACCUGAUGAGCAACUACGACGUUCCCGAGCACUGGGCCCGCUUUUACUGCGCCCAGGUGGUGCUUGCGGUUGACACGGUCCACUCCAUGGGAUUUGUCCACAGGGACGUGAAGCCCGACAACAUGCUUCUUGAUGCAAGGGGCCACCUGAAAUUAGCUGACUUUGGAACCUGCAUGCGCAUGGAUGCUGACGGCCUGGUGCGGUCAGACACAGCAGUGGGCACGCCCGACUACAUCUCGCCAGAGGUGCUCAAGAGCCAGGGGGGCGAAGGCUGCUACGGCCGCGAGUGCGACUGGUGGUCGGUGGGCGUGUUCCUGUACGAAAUGCUCGUCGGGGACACGCCUUUCUAUGCCGACUCGCUGGUCGGCACCUACGGCAAGAUCAUGGACCACGCCAACUCCCUGUCUUUCCCGGAGGACGUGGAGGUCUCCCCGCAUGCCCGACACCUCAUCUGCUCCUUCCUCACCGACCGGAAUUACCGGCUAGGAAGGAAAGGUGUGGAGGAGAUCAAGGCGCACCCUUUCUUUCAGAAUGACCAGUGGACGUUUGACAACAUCCGGGAAGCCGUGCCCCCCGUGCUGCCCGAGCUGAGUGGGGACGACGACACGAGCAACUUUGACGAUGUGGACCAGGACGAGACGCCCGAGGAGCACUUCCCCGAGCCCAAGGCCUUUGCGGGCAACCACUUGCCAUUUGUGGGAUUCACCUACUCGGGGGACUACGCACUCCUCUCGACAGCACACCUGCACGGCGUCGACGGCUUCAAUGAGACCGACAAGGGAAAUGGCCCUUCACCGGAUGUUCUUCAGGAGGAGAUCACAGUCCUUCGUGAGGCCAAGGAGGAAGCUGAGCAGAAAUACAGGCACACGCUGAAACAACUGGAAACUGUGUCGGCACAGAAUGAGCAGGCAGCUCAUUUGGCCUCUGACAACCGAGAGCUCAACAAGAAGAUGACGCUGCUUUCGCAUGAAAUCAAAGAGAGCCAACGCAAGUAUGAGACGGAGUGUGAACACCGGCGCAAGGCAGAAAUCAAGCUGCAGGAACUGUGGUCCAAGCUGGAGUGCGAGCAGCAGUCUCGGUCCCAGAUGGCUUCAGCAUCUCAGGCUGCAUCGGAGAAGGCAUCAGCACUUGAAAAGCAGCUGUGGGAGCUGAAUGACAAGCUGAAGCAGGAGGCGGAUGCAGCGCUGAAGCUGAAGAAGGCCAAUGCGGAGCUUUCGCUGAGCGUGGCAACGCGGGAACGGGCCUGCCAGGAACUGCAGGAGACUGUGGCCGCCCUGCGCGGCCAGAUGGGCUCCCAGGAGCGAGAUCUCUCCAACCUGCAGAUACAACUCGAGCAGGAAAAGAGCGCCUGGUCCUCGCGCGCCCAAGAGCUUGAGAGCCGGCGGCAGGCGCUUCAGCUGGAGCUAGAGCGGCUGCGGGAGCGGGAGGCCCACGCACUAGAGGAGGCCCACAGGCUCUCGGCGCGCGUCCUCGAGCAGGAGAAGCAGCGCGCCGUGCUCGAGCUGGAGCUGCGCAACGCCCAGAACCGCCUGGACCGGCAGGCCUGCCCCGACAAGAGGCCCGGCAGCGGGGGCACUGCGGACGGCGAGAACAGCGCGGAGGCCCUGGCAGCACAGCUGGCCGAGGAGCGGCAGGCGCGCCAGCAGGCCGACGCCGCAGUUCAAGACCGCGAGCGGCAGAUGUCCAUGCUCACCGUGGACUACCGACAGCUGCAGACGCAGCUGCAACGGCUACAAGGAGAGCAUCGGCAGGAGGCGGACAAGGCCCAGGCCCUGCAAGCGCAGCUGGACGAGGAGGCCCGCCGACGUGCGCAGCUCAGCCAGCAGGUGGCCCAGCAGGCCCAGGAGGUCGCCCGGCUGGCGCUGCGAGACCGGCAGGCGCAGGCCGCCCUGGCCGAGGCCCGCCAAGCGCAGCAGGCCGUCCAGGAGGAGCUGGGCAAGAUGCGGACGGCAAAAACUGUGGACGACUUGCAGAUGAAGGAGCUCCAAGACCAGCUCGAGGCUGAGCAGUACUUCUCGACGCUGUACAAGACGCAGGUUCACGAGCUGAAGGAGGAGUUGGACGAGCGCAACCGGGCAGUCCAGGAGUUGGAAGAACGGCGCCAGGUGCUCAGUCGAGAGCUCGAGGUGGCCACGGUGCGCGCAGACUCACUUGAGCUCCACCGUUCGGUUCUCGAGGACACCGCUGCAGGUCUUGAGAAAGACAGGGCGGUGCGUGAGCUGGAGCUGGAGCAGCUGCAGAAGCAGCUGAACGCCGAGCGGUCCAUGCACGAGGCCGCCCUGUCCAAGGAGCGCCAGGAGCGGCAGGCCGAGGAGGCCCGCCACGAGCAGCUCCAGAAGCAGCUGGCCCAGGAGCGCAUGCUCAAGCUGCAGGCCGUCAACAAGCUGGCCGAGAUCAUGAACCGCAAGGACAUCGCGGGCGGUGGCAAGGGGCGCGCGGCCGGAGACCUGCGGCGGCGUGACCGCGAGGUGCGCAAGCUGCAGCAGGAGCUCACCCAGGAGCGCGAGAAGUACGCACAGAUGGUCAGCCGCCUCCAGAAGGAGCUCGCCGAACUGCAGGCAAGUGCUCACGAGGAAGGCCAGGCACGCCUCAAGCUCCAGAUGGAGCUGGAUUCCAAAGACUCCGAGAUGGAGCUUCUGCGGCGAGUGGCGUCUGCUGCAGCCUUGACGUCUCCAGAUGCCCUGUCGCCUGUGACAAACUCUGGCGGAGGUGGAGGCCGGGACGGUGACCCCCAGCGCCUCGAAGGUUGGCUGUCGGUGCCUCAGAAGCAGAACAUUCGGCGGCACGGCUGGCGGAGGCAGUACGUGGUGGUAAGCUCGCGCAAGAUCCUCUUCUACAACAACGAAGCGGACCGGGCAAAUGCGGACCCUGCCCUCGUCCUUGACCUGAGCAAGCUGUUCCAUGUGCGCUCCGUCACCCAGGGCGAUGUCAUCCGCGCUGACGCCAAGGACAUCCCUCGCAUUUUUCAGGUCCUUUACGCAGGGGAAGGCGAGAGCAGAAAGCCUGGAGACUGUCCCGAUCCACCACAGCUCAAAGAUCUGAGCACGCUGGAGCACAAGGGCCACGACCUGGUCCCGAUCUCGUUCCACAUGCCGACCACCUGCGAGUUGUGCCCCAAGCCACUGUGGCACAUGUUCAAGCCACCACCAGCCCUCGAGUGCCGCCGCUGCCGCCUGAAGCUGCACCGGGACCACGUCGACAUGCUGGCCCCUUGCAAGGUGGACCCCACCUCGGCCAAGGAGCUGCUGCUCCUGGCGCCUACGACGGACGACCAGCGCCGGUGGGUCGCCCAGCUGCGCAUCCGUGUCGAUGCCUGCGGCUACGCGGCGUCCUCCGCCGCGGCCGCGGCGGGAUCUCCCGGAGCGAUCCGCCUACGCAAGUUUCCCUCAACAGCAUCGUCGAGCUCCAACACGUCGGCGUCGUCGGUGUCUGGGCCCGGUGGCAAGGCGGCUACGCUGCCGAGCCGCAAGUGCUAGUCUCAUCUUCUUCCUCCGCGGACUCUUCAAGCAUUCUCAUGCAAUCCCAGGGGCAAGCGACCCUGCUGUGCAGUCAGUGUUGGUGAACUUGCUCACAAAUAUCAAGCCACACAGGAACUUUUAUUAAACUACAAGUGCACGACUGGACUGUUAAAAUGUUGGUCAUGAGUCGUAAAAUAGAAACGUGUUUAAACUUUUUGAAACAAAAGCGAGGCGAGGGAGAGAAUGUCAGAGUUAGUAUGACGCUUUGCGUCAUGCGCAGUUUAUUUUCUUGGUUACAUUGUGUCUUCCCACCUGACAUGACAAAACGUACCCAGUUCAUUCUGCAUUUGAGGUGUCGUCUCUUGACACGCUACCCCAAGAUGUACAUGACUCGUGCCAUUGUUUCCACUGCAAGAGAGUGGAAAAGCAGGCUCUGCCUUCCUUCUGCGAGUGCUUGUUGCGUACUUCAUGGCCAAUCGCGACUCUGUCUGCUCAAUCGUGCGACCAUUGUGCAUGACUGUUGCAGUGUGUGACCUUGCUCAAAAGCCCUCCGGGCAACUUUUGCUGUGUGCCUUGUUUUUCCCAGAGAACAGUUGUAUUGGUGAAUUGUACGUAGUACCCCGCUAAAAAUGUUUCGCCUUUCGAGGUGUACUUCUGUCACAUGAUGAUAAUCAUCAUAUGCGAGGUUCCAUGCAAGUCUAAGCAUUCUACAUGGGGCCCUAAACAUAAGAUGAUGACAGUUAUUGACAGUUUAUAAUCGUUACACAUUCAUGGCUGAUUCAAAGCAAAAUGAUUACUGUGCGGCAGCAGUACACCACGAGAGGCGUAAAAAUUUUUGGCACAAUAUUGUAAGCCCACCUUUAAUACUUGAAUGGCUGGCCUUGUUAAAUAAAGAAAAAGAGUUGAACCUUUUGCUUAACACUUUACCUGUGAGUGUUGUUUUUAGAUGGUAUGUGUUGAAAUGGUUCUUAUAUCCAAUGUGUACUGAUGUUCAAAUCAUUACAAGCUCGCGGUGUGUGGUGCUACUGGAUUCAAGGACAUUGUUCGAAAUGUUCCAUGAAGUUGUUGACACAGCUUCAGCAGAGCCACACAGAAAAGUGUAUGCAUCACGUUUGUUUGUAUCAUGCAGAAUAUUCAAAGCUCACUCUAUGGUGAAACCUCUUGCCAAGUUAAAAGGAGGUUUGUUUUGUGUACAUAGCUGCAGUCCAUUCGAGCUUAUGGUUGUUUAUAUUGUAAUGUUUGUUGUUUCAUAGCCCUGCAUUCUUCCCAAGACCUAAAAUAUGUUACGGAUGUGAGGAUAGAGAAAGACCUAAUGCCCAAUGUUGCCUUUACUAAGACAUUUUUCAUGUGAAACUUGCGAAAGCAUGUAAAGAACCUGUCAAUUUUUUUUUCUGAAACUUUGUUCAAGUUGGUUGUUGUGUCACAUGUGCCUGCACUGUCCAGCAAUGGUCAUGCAGCGAGUGCUCUCGUUCAGCUAAGGAACAAAAUGUUUUUGAUACUGAAUAUUUGGUGGGUCUUUUGCUCUGCUGAACCUGCCAGAAGGAAUAGGACCAUAUUUUGUCACGACUCAUUCCGCUCUUCAUUUCUUAUCGUCCGACGUGCCCAGUCACCAAUGCCAAUGACACGGCAUCGUGGCGUCUGAGCCCAUGAUGAAAGGCGAAAGGACGAAAAAUGAAAUGAAUUGCUACAAAAUAUGGACUCUAGUUUCCUGCUUAUGUCAAGGCCCAGUUGACCUUGGGCUUGAACUCGGUGGGUUUCUUCAUCUUUGCAGAUUUCGGUGCAGUAUCUGUCGCGUUGCUUGUUUCGAUCCUCUUUGCCAGUCCUUUGUGCCGAAAUAUGCUAGUUCGCCAGCAUGUGCUUCAAUUGUUGUUCUCUCCUUUUUUUUUCUUUUUUUUUUUAGAACCUAAGUGCUGUACCUUCUUUCUCUUGACAUGCCAAGCUGAAAACUGUUUCAUUCCUCCUGGCUGGUACCAUGUUGUUUAGGCGCGUAUGAACGUUUAAAUAAAACCUUUUUUGGGUCUACGA
Molecule: messenger RNA, 6469 nt
Organism: Dermacentor andersoni
Lineage: Eukaryota; Metazoa; Arthropoda; Arachnida; Ixodida; Ixodidae
Product: rho-associated protein kinase 1-like
Biological process (GO): regulation of cell junction assembly; mitotic cytokinesis; actomyosin structure organization
Cellular component (GO): cytoplasm; cytoskeleton
Molecular function (GO): small GTPase binding; Rho-dependent protein serine/threonine kinase activity; ATP binding
Source: RefSeq, a predicted model, not a curated record